Peronospora belbahrii is the source of this 411-nucleotide messenger RNA. The record is from the annotation of a GenBank genome assembly. Lineage: Eukaryota; Oomycota; Peronosporomycetes; Peronosporales; Peronosporaceae.
AUGGUCGUGGCGCUGGCAAUGAAUGGUCCGUGGGUAAUGGCAGAUAUGGAAAAUGGUUUUUUUGGUUGUGCCGAAAAGUCUUGUCCGAACAAUUCCAUGGUGAAGAACGAGUUCUUGACUGCCAUGCUCAAGGGUGGCUCUGGUAGGACCCUUUCUCUCAAAGUGAGUAAUGCGCAGUCUGGAAAGCUCAAACCCAUUUACGAAGGCCUUCGUCCAAAAGACUAUUUAGUGAUGAAGAAGCAGGGCGGCAUUGUCCUCGGCAUCGGCGGCAACCGCGAAAACAACGGUUAUGGUGUCUUCUACGAAGGGGUUAUUGUAACAGGUAUCCCAAACCUUUUAACUAACGUACUCGUUCAACAGAACAUUGUUCAUGCGGCCUACGGUGGUAACUCCGAACAGUUUGCAAAUUAG